Messenger RNA from Saimiri boliviensis boliviensis (Bolivian squirrel monkey), 2031 nucleotides. It is a transcript of the gene TRPT1, whose product is annotated as tRNA phosphotransferase 1. Gene Ontology annotation, biological process: tRNA splicing, via endonucleolytic cleavage and ligation. The record is from RefSeq and is a predicted model, not a curated record. Gene Ontology annotation, molecular function: tRNA 2'-phosphotransferase activity. NCBI's taxonomy places the organism in Eukaryota, Metazoa, Chordata, Mammalia, Primates, Cebidae.
CCCGCCCCGCCGCGGUCGCGGAGCCUGGUGGUUGGUCUCCGCUGCCCAGACACUUCCGCCCCGUCAGUCUGCACGUCGGUCCCGCCUCCCAGACCACCCUGUGGGACGCACCCGCGAGCUGGAAUGCGGGGCUCGGCCUCCCUGCGCUCCUGGCUGAUGGUGUGACCUUGGGUCUUAGCCAUGAACUCCGCUGGAGGAGGAAGGCAGGAAGCAGCAGGGCCCAGGGGUAGAAGGGCCCUCAGACCCCGGGAACAGGACCGAGACGUGCAGCUGUCCAAGGCCCUGUCCUACGCCCUGCGCCAUGGGGCCUUGAAGCUGGGGCUUCCUAUGGGAGCCGAUGGCUUCGUGCCCCUGGGUGCCCUCCUGCAGUUGCCCCAGUUCCGCCGCUUCUCUGCUGAAGAUGUGCAGCGCGUGGUGGACACCAGUGGGAAGCAGCGGUUUGCCCUGCAGCCAGGGGAUCCCAGCACUGGCCCUCUCAUCCGGGCCAACCAGGGCCACUCCCUGCAGGUACCUGAGUUGGAGCUGAUGCCCCUGGAGACACCACAGGCCCUGCCCCCGGUGCUAGUCCAUGGUACAUUCUGGAAGCACUGGCCAUCCAUCCUGCUUAAGGGCCUGUCCUGCCGGGGAAGGACGCAUAUCCACCUGGCCCCAGGACUGCCUGGAGACCCUGGUGUCAUCAGUGGCAUGCGGCCACACUGUGAAAUAGCUGUGUUCAUCGAUGGACCCCUGGCCCUGGCAGAUGGAAUGCCCUUCUUCCGCUCCGCCAAUGGAGUGAUUCUGACUCCAGGGAAUACUGAUGGCCUCCUGCUUCCCAAGUACUUCAAGGAGGCCCUCCAGCUACGCCCUACUCGAAAGCCCCUUUCCUUGGCUGGUGAUGAAGAGACAGAGUGUCAGAGUGGCCCCAAGCACAUCUCCAGAGGAAGGAAGAGGAUCCAACAAUAAAAUAUUAAUUUAUACAAAGAAGAAAUUUUAAAAAGUAACAAGAAAGAAACUCCAGUUCAAAACCAGGCUUCAUCAUCCCCUAGCUACAUCUGGUCUUCCUUGUGUGCUGGGGGACUGCAGAUAGGUCAGGGCUAUCAGCGUCAGCCACUCGGACAAGGAAAGGGGGCACUGCAUGAGCUCGGGGACCUCCACCCCCAUCCCUAGCCUGGGUGAUGGCGGUGUCUGGCCCAGCCAGGUCGAUGGCCUGCACAAAGCCAGUGACAGCAGGUGAACAUGCCCAGCUGGGUGCCUGCCUGGAGCAGGUGUGGAGCAGUGAGUCCCAGUGGGUGUGGGCUUGGGAGUGGCCGUGACAGGUGGUGAGCAGGGCAGGGGCAGUCCCAUGGCCCUUAGAAGGCCUCGUGGCCUCCUGUGAGCUGCAGGAAGAGGUCUUCAUCCAGCUCCUCCCCGCGGGCCCGCUCCCGAGUCGACAGGAAAAUGUAGCCCCCGAUGUACUCGUGCACAAUCCGGCAGCUGGCAGACACACAGCUGAAGGCCACGUUGAUGUGCUCAUCAAACUCGAUGGCCACCUGAAGAGGGGACAGUCAGAGGGGCGAAUGGGGGGUGGGCUAAGGGAGCACCCCUGCCCCGCCCUGGCUGGAUCCGGCUCCGGCCUGGCACCGGCCCGCCAUCCCUGCCCUCAGUCUGGGCCUACCUGCCGGAUGUCCCAGUUGACGUUCCACUGGCGCAUGUUGCUGAAGCGCCAGGUCUUGACCACGUCGCCCACAGCCAAGUCGAUUCGGAUCAGUCGGUUGUUGGCGAUGCCCAGGAUCUCGUCUUUCCUGCUGCCCUUGAACCUGGCCCCCAGCGGGAGACAGUGUGAGCAAGGGACCCCCCACAUCCCGGCAUGGCCCCAUCUGCCCAGACAAGGUGCUGCCAUGCUGGAGAGCGAGCCCUUUCCCAUGCUGCAGCUCACCAGCUGUGUGACCCUGAGCAAGCCAUUCGGGUUCCCUGGGCCCCCAGUUCCUCAUCUGGAAAAUGGAGGGGAAUUGAUAGAAUCCCGCAAUAGUAUUUAGCAGCAUGCAGCAAACACGCCAUGCCUUUAAAUGGUAA